Molecule: messenger RNA, 811 nt
Organism: Owenia fusiformis
Lineage: Eukaryota; Metazoa; Annelida; Polychaeta; Sabellida; Oweniidae
Source: the annotation of a GenBank genome assembly
UGAAAAAGUCCGUCAUUGGAGUGUAUUUAUAUGCCAAAAAUAGUAGAGAGUUAUAACAUAUCUCUUGACACUUCCUAGAAGUUAACAGGAACCAAAGGUGCUGACCCUACGUUCAGGAAAAGCUACAGGAAAGCGAAUAAGAUGAAACUGCUCAUAUUAGUGUGUCUGCUGAUCCUGAUUGACAUUGGCAUGUGCAGUCCUGGAAAAGGAAAAGGAAAAGGAAAAGGAAGAUAUAGAGAAAAGGGAAAAGUAAAUGUUGGAGAUGAACUGGAUGAGUUAUUGGGAGAAUUUAAAGAAGGAUUGAUGGAGCCACAAUGUUCAGUGGAUCUCGACUGUUCAAAUCUAGCAGUGCUUUUCACAGAGGAUGCAAUUUUUGCACCACAAGAUGCUCCACCUGCAUCUGGACAAACUGAAGUUGUGGAACUCAUAGAGCUCUUCAAGCAAGGUGAUUCUGAUAUAUAUCUCGAAGUUGACUUUGAGGACAUCACAGAAUGCAGAUCGUGUAAUAUAAUAAGUGCAUAUGGAAUUGGCACUAUAUUAUCAAAGGAUGCUGCUGGUGAUCCAGUGCAACUCUAUCAGGCUAGAAUGGUGUUCACCUUCCAUCGGGAAAUGACAGGAGGAGAGAGGAAGUUGCAGAUUAAAUAUUGGGUUUACAACAUUAUUUCAGCAUCUUAACUCUGGCCGUGCCUAACCAAAAAUCAACCAACCAACAUCAACAUAAAACAUCUUGAUAUUGAAUACAGACUUUACUACAAUACUAAUUUUAACUAUGUAUCUUGGUUCCUCAACAAUAAAAUUUGCAUGAUCAAAA